AUGCGGGGUCGGGAGGAUGGAACGCCACUUCCAUCGGACCCUUCUCCUGUAUCAAGUACUGCUCCAACUCUCACUCAAGUACAGCAGCAUCCACGAAUCAUGGCGAAUAUGAAUGCGAAUGACGUUACACCCUUUUGUAUCAACGGCAAAGAACACAUACCAGACAAGACGUUCGAUGUAUUCUCGCCAACGACCGGCGAACUUGCUGGUCGAGCGGGCAGUGCGGCACAUCAAGAUGUCGAACAGGCUGUCAACGCGGCGGCAGCUGCUUUUCCCAAAUGGAAGAAGACAGGGCCGACUCAGCGACGGGAUCUCUUCUUGAAAGCCGGAGAUGUUAUGGAAAAGCGUAGAGAAGAGCUGAUCCAGUGUUCUGUCGACGAGAUUGGCGGGACUUUUGACUGGGGCGCUUUCAACGUUGACACUGCGAUCAACAUGCUCAGAGAUGUCGCCGGUCGGGUCACGUCGAUUGAAGGGAGCAUUCCCAUGACCCAGGACCCCGAAAGAAGCUGCAUGGUUGUGCGUGAGGCUUACGGGGUGGUUCUGUCCAUUGCUCCAUGGAAUGCCGCGUACAUCCUUGGUCUGCGCUCCGUGGUGUACCCGAUCGCUGCAGGCAAUACUGUCGUGUUCAAGACCUCAGAGUUCUCGCCGCGCACUCACUGGAUGAUCGCGUCCAUCCUACAGGAAGCCGGGUUCCCAGACGGGGUUCUCAACACAAUCUGCUGUGAGCCCUCUUCUGCCCCCAAGAUCACCUCGGCCUUGAUAUCAAAUCCGCACGUCCGGAAGAUCAACUUUACUGGCAGCACCAAUGUCGGGCGGAUCAUCGGGCGACUGGCGGGCGAGAACCUCAAGCCCGUGGUGCUCGAGCUCGGCGGAAAAGCACCAGCGAUUGUAUGGGAGGACGCCAAUCUGGAAACAGCGGCUUUACAGUGUGCUUUGGGAUCCUUUUUGAAUUCCGGCCAAAUCUGCAUGAGCACCAAACAGUUCCAGGAGAAGCUGAAGGCGUCCAUUGACCAAGUCUUUUCCGCAGACGGGCCCUCGCCAGUGCUCAUCAACGAUGCCGCGGUCAAAAAGAACAAGGCGUUGCUGAACGACGCAACAUCAAAGGGUGCCAUCGUCCUCUUUGGUGACCCAUCUGCCGACGAAGGUCGCUCAAACUUGAUGAGGCCGGUUGUCCUCGGCAACAUUACCCCUGCCAUGGACAUCUACAAGACCGAAUCGUUUGGUCCUACCGUGUCCAUUAUCGAGAUCGACACAGAAGAACAAGCAGUCGACAUUGCAAACGAUACCGAGUACGGGCUGACAUCUGCUGUCUUCACUGAGGACCUGAGACGCGGGCUGCGCUUUGCUCGACAGAUCGAGUCGGGCGCUGUCCAUAUCAACUCCAUGACGGUACAUGACGAGCCCUUCAUCCCCCAUGGAGGCACGAAAAUGAGUGGCCAUGGGCGGUUCAACUCGACUGCCGGCAUCUUGGAAUGGACCUGGACCAAGAACAUCUUCUUUUAGAGGUCGUGAGCGACAUUCCGCGGUCUGUGGAUGAAGCUGUGCCGGGCUUAUAGUUUUAGAUAGUGCGAACAGAAGGCGUAACAAACGUGUAGCAUUCGAAGAAUUGAGUAUCUUGCUAAGUUGUCGAAAGACGCCUGCUGCAUGAAGGCUUUAACUAGCAAG
Messenger RNA from Emericellopsis atlantica, 1665 nucleotides. RefSeq names its product Aldehyde/histidinol dehydrogenase. Gene Ontology annotation, molecular function: succinate-semialdehyde dehydrogenase (NAD+) activity. NCBI's taxonomy places the organism in Eukaryota, Fungi, Ascomycota, Sordariomycetes, Hypocreales, Bionectriaceae. Bases 1 to 1503 code for a protein of 500 amino acids. The record is from RefSeq and is a predicted model, not a curated record. The transcript has 5 exons.